Messenger RNA from Apiotrichum porosum, 930 nucleotides. RefSeq lists its product as uncharacterized. The transcript has a single exon. The record is from RefSeq and is a predicted model, not a curated record. Lineage: Eukaryota; Fungi; Basidiomycota; Tremellomycetes; Trichosporonales; Trichosporonaceae. Bases 1 to 930 code for a protein of 309 amino acids.
AUGUCCAGCCCCAAGCACGUCACCUACAAGAACCUCGCGUGGGACACGGCCGCCGACCUGUACCUGCCUCCGGACUUUGACGAGAACAACAAGUACGCGGCCAUUGUGUCGACUCACCCGAUCGGCAGCUGCAAGGAGCAGACGGCGGGCAACAUCUACGCCGAGCGCCUGGCCAAGGAGGGCUACGUCGUGGUCGCCUUUGAUGCGUCGUUUCAAGGCCAGUCUGGCGGCGAGCCGCGAUACAUCGAGGACCCGGCGAUCCGCGUCGCCGACAUCCGCUUUGCGAUCGACUACCUCGUAACCCUUCCAUAUGUCGACGAGAAGCGUAUCGGCGCCAUUGGCGUGUGCGGCGGGGGCGCAUACACUGUCAACGCAGCCAUGACCGACCACCGUAUCCGCGCCGCAGUGUCCAUCACCGGCGUCAACUUUGGCCGCCUCAUGCGCGAGGGGUUUAGCGAGUACAAGCCCGUGGCGGCGAUGGAGGCGAUGGGCGCACAGCGCACGGCCGAGGCGCGCGGCGCCAAGCGCAACGUGAUUAACUACCUCCCCGACAGCGUCGCUGCCGGAAAGGCUGCGGGGAUCACGGACCGCGACGUCCUCGAGGCGACCGAGUAUUACAAGACUUCCCGCGGCCAGAAGCCAUGUGGCAUGACGAGCGGGCUGUUCUCGUUCAACUCGGGCGCCAUGGCGUGGGACGCGUUCAACCACGCAGAGACCCUCAUGACCCAGCCCUUGCUCGUCGUAUUUGGCGACCUCCCCGGCGGCUUUGGCGCGUACCGCGACGGCCAGGAGAUCUACGCCCGCGCCGGAUCCAAGGACAAGGAGAUGGUCAUGCUCCCAGGCGUCACGCACUAUGAGCUGUACGACCAGCCCGAACCCGUCCGUAAGGCGUUUGAGAAGAUCACGCCGUUCUUUGCAAAGUACCUCUAG